This is a messenger RNA of Knipowitschia caucasica, 345 nucleotides long. The record is from the annotation of a GenBank genome assembly. NCBI's taxonomy places the organism in Eukaryota, Metazoa, Chordata, Actinopteri, Gobiiformes, Gobiidae.
AUGACUAUGUACCCCAUAGACAGUGGAAACAUUAAACCAACCACUGCCCUGGCUGCCAGUCCCUGCGUUCCUGGAGUGAGCCAAGAGGCCGCCCUCUUGGCUCACUCCAGGAACUCACCUGAGGCCGGUUGGCAGCAGCGGCGUGGGGAGAAGUAUUCCGGUCCAGAGCGGCGCUCGCCUUCACCCUACAACCGCCGUUCAUCAUCGCCGUACAAUUCCCGCUCUGACUCUCCAGGGAGGCAGAACCUGAAGCCCACCGGGGACGUCGUCUUCAACGCCCCGGAGCAACGUCGUGGAGUGCGGUUCCUUUCCCCAGACCACCACCAACAGGGAAACGGGAUGUAG